Rhododendron vialii is the source of this 1097-nucleotide messenger RNA. RefSeq names its product LEAF RUST 10 DISEASE-RESISTANCE LOCUS RECEPTOR-LIKE PROTEIN KINASE-like 1.2. The transcript has 4 exons. The record is from RefSeq and is a predicted model, not a curated record. NCBI's taxonomy places the organism in Eukaryota, Viridiplantae, Streptophyta, Magnoliopsida, Ericales, Ericaceae. Gene Ontology annotation, molecular function: polysaccharide binding. The coding region runs from base 39 to 833 and encodes 264 amino acids.
CAUAUGACACAUUCCUAAGCAAUCCCAAGUUCACUCCCAUGGCUUCUCUAUCUCACCAUCUCCCCUCCCUUCUCCUUCUCCUCAACCUCCUCGACGCCGCCACCAAUGGUGAUUCUGUAAAACCCGCCAUCCCCGCUUGUAGCUCAUUUGACUGCGGGAACGGCCAAAUCAUCGGGUAUCCAUUUUGGCAACAAGGCAAUCAAGACGAAUACUGUGGAUACCCGGGUUUUGCCAUCUCAUGCUACGGCCAGCAACCGCUACUCCACCUCUUCGACCACCUCUACCAAGUGAAAAAAAUUAGUUAUCCCAAAAAUACCCUCAUCGCCACAUUCCGUGACCUAAGCGAUGGAAAUAUAGAGUGUCUUCGCUAUGGUUUGAAGCGGUCGUAUGCGUUCAUGGUGGGGGCAAUACCGGAAUUUGAUUGGCGGAAGUACUGUGAGAGCACCAUGAGGGUACCGGUGGCUGUGAAAACCGGUAACCGCCGUGAUGGUCUUUCGGGGGAUGAUUUUGGGAGAGCCUUGAAAGAAGGUUUCGAGUUAACGUGGAGAUCACCGGAAAGUGGAUGCCGUUCAUGUGAGGCCAGCGGUGGAUUUUGUGGGUCUGGGAAUGGUCCCAACCAGAAGCCCUUUUGCUUUUGCAACGACGGCAAGCGCUACGAUGUCUGUAGUGAUAAGGGUGAUGUAACAUUAGCUUUUGAACCAGAUUUCAUAACCAUUGGUGCAUUGAUUUGUGGCGGUUUAAUUAUGGCUGCAACGGUUUUUUACAUCGUCCAGAAGAAGAAAAUUUCUCUACAAAAACCUGCCUUCAGUCGGAUACCAACCGGUGGAAAAUGAUGUAUAACAUGUAUAUCUAAAUGUAAUAUGUACUAGCAAACUUGAAAUGGGACUAGGGGUGCCCAUGGACUUGAACCAUGAGUUUGAAAUGUAAAACUAUGAUGUCUAUGUAUGCUUAGCUAGGCUUCUAGCUUAAGACUAGCUAAUUAAUUACGGGCCUUUUGCUAUUGUUUUUGACAAAUGGCCCAGUUUGGUCCAUUACUCGAAAGAAGUUUUUAUUAGGUUCCUAUCUAUCAAAAUUUUGGCUUUUGGUUCCGGCGGAAG